Molecule: messenger RNA, 777 nt
Organism: Biomphalaria glabrata
Lineage: Eukaryota; Metazoa; Mollusca; Gastropoda; Planorbidae
Exons: 1
Coding region: 1-777 (258 amino acids)
Source: RefSeq, a predicted model, not a curated record
AUGAUAAAACUACAGUCUCACAGCGGAUCCUAUACUGUGGGACCAAUGAUAAAACUAGAGUCUCACAACGGAUGCUAUACUGUGGGACCAGUGAUAAAACUAGAGUCUCACAACGGAUGCUAUACUGUGGGACCAAUGAUAAAACUAGAGACUCACAACGGAUCCUAUACUGUGGGACCAAUGAUAAAACUAGAGUCUCACAACGGAUCCUAUACUGUGGGACCAGUGAUAAAACUAGAGUCUCACAACGGAUGCUAUACUGUGGGACCAAUGAUAAAACUAGAGUCUCACAACGGAUCCUAUACUGUGGGACCAAUGAUAAAACUAGAGUCUCACAACGGAUGCUAUACUGUGGGACCAAUGAUAAAACUAGAGUCUCACAACGGAUCCUAUACUGUGGGACCAAUGAUAAAACUAGAGUCUCACAACGGAUCAUAUACUGUGGGACCAAUGAUAAAACUAGAGUCUCACAACGGAUCCUAUACUGUGGGACCAAUGAUAAAACUAGAGUCUCACAACGGAUGCUAUACUGUGGGACCAAUGAUAAAACUAGAGUCUCACAACGGAUCCUAUACUGUGGGACCAAUGAUAAAACUAGAGUCUCACAACGGAUCAUAUACUGUGGGACCAAUGAUAAAACUAGAGUCUCACAACGGAUCCUAUACUGUGGGACUAGUGAUAAUGCAAGAGUCUCACAGCGGAUCCUAUACUAUGGGACCAGUGGUAAUACAAGAGACUCACAGCGGAUCCUAUACUGUGGGUUUUGACCAGUGGUAA